Molecule: messenger RNA, 1181 nt
Organism: Daktulosphaira vitifoliae (grape phylloxera)
Lineage: Eukaryota; Metazoa; Arthropoda; Insecta; Hemiptera; Phylloxeridae
Gene: Rap2l
Product: ras-related protein Rap-2c
Exons: 2
Coding region: 342-887 (181 amino acids)
Biological process (GO): Rap protein signal transduction; negative regulation of cell migration
Cellular component (GO): plasma membrane
Molecular function (GO): GDP binding; GTPase activity; GTP binding
Source: RefSeq, a predicted model, not a curated record
ACUGGCACACACAGACAUAUGUACACUUGAUAAACAGGGCGUGUGUGCGUAAAUGCGAAUACGAUUGUUGUGCGAGUGUGCGUAAUCAUCGUCUCGUACUGUUCUUUUUAAUUCCAAUAAGUAAUUUCAAGUUGUGUUAAUACUUCGAUAUUAACAUUUAUUUUUGGUAAGUGUUUACUUAUUCUAAUUUUUCGGUUUUUUAUUAUUUGUUUCGCGAGUUGCAUUUAAAGUAUAAAUACUACUAGUCUGAUCAUUAUCAAACAUAGCCACUAUGUGCAAAAUUUCUAUUAAUUUGUCAUAGCGAUCCGUAUGUGUAAUCGCUCGUCUGUCACAGCUCGACGAUGCGCGAGUUCAAAGUUGUUGUGCUGGGUUCCGGUGGUGUGGGCAAAAGUGCCCUGACCGUCCAAUUUGUUUCUGGCCGUUUCAUGGAGAAGUAUGAUCCGACCAUAGAAGAUUUUUACAGGAAAGAAAUUGAAGUGGACAGCUCUCCCUGUGUACUUGAAAUACUGGAUACUGCUGGUACUGAACAGUUUGCCAGUAUGCGUGACUUAUACAUAAAAAAUGGACAGGGUUUUGUUGUUGUGUACAGCCUAACUAAUCACCAAACUUUUCAAGAUAUUAAACCUAUGAAAGAACUCAUUACUCGAGUUAAGGGAUCCGAAAAAGUACCAAUUCUUUUAGUAGCAAAUAAAAUUGAUUUGGAACAUCAACGUGAAGUACCAACUAUUGAAGGUAAUACUUUAGCUCAGAUUUGGGGCUGUCCUUUUGUUGAGGCUAGUGCAAAAAAUCGUACCAAUGUGAAUGAAGUUUUUGCGGAAAUUGUUCGUGAAAUGAACUUUAGCAAUGACAAAGAGAAAAAGAGUUAUUGCUGCUGUACAGUUCUAUAAGCCAUAUUUUUAGAAUUUUUGUUUUUGUGUGCAUUAAUGUCAAAUGCUACUGAUGAUUUCAUUAUUUUGGGAAUCGUUUUAAAAAUUCAAAAUCAAUAGAAAUGGUACCAGUAACUGUUCAUAUUACGAUUUACAUAUCCUGCUACAAAGGGUACGUUUUUUAAAGACUGUUGAAAUAUUGAUAAUAUACUACAAACGUUAAAAAAUCUUUUUUUCUAUGUUUUAUUGAACACAAAUAAUGACACACUAGUGUAUGUGCCAGUUUUGUUACAAAUAUAUAAAAUGUUCUUUUUA